AUGCACGAUAACUACAAAAAAGCCAAACAUACAGUAGUUUUCGACCUAGAACUGGCGGAUUUCAAGUGGACUGGUGAUGGCCACUCGUGUUUGGCGCUAGCAUUGUCAACUUGGUUCAGCCGCGGUUGGACCGCGCUUGAGCUUAGAUCAUCCGAAUCCGUCAAAGUUGUUUUCAAGAAUCCGAACGGAGGCAGACGCGUAUUGAAAGAUCUGGACUCCAAGAUCGUUCAACCCUCAAUGCACCUUUACGCCCAUCCAGGAUGGAAGUCAGUUGCAGAACAUAUAAGAUGGCUUCGGCGUAACCAAAGCAAUUUCAACAGACCCUCCGAGUAUCCUGACUUUGGAGUUUUCCCCGGCAGCAUAGCUUUCACCGUAACCCCUAUUGAAAGCCAACGGUCUGACUUUACCAUUGACAGCCUUCUAAGCAUCCUAGAACCGAGAUAUACUUGCUGGGCCCGAGACCGAAUUAUCAUCGCAGCGCUCCUAGUCGGAACAAAUUCUAAGACGCCCGACCAAACAUGGUUUGAUCCCGAGCAGCCGCGUGCUGAUAUAUCUAGAAAAAUUCUCAUCAAGAUUGGGAGUAUCAGCUAUCACUCAAUAUUCCAUGACGAAGUUCCCAUCUUUGAGAGCGGCCCGUGGUCUUGGUGUCCACCCUCGUUGUUUGGCUUUGGAAGUCGAGCCUAUUCGCCGGGUAGUGUUUACUCGGUUGGAGCCUUUCUCUCCGUCGGGACGGAUGGUCACCUAUAUGGAAAUUGGAAUGUGUUCGAAUUACCAGACGAUGCCGCCGAUAGGUUGAGGCCUCAUGCAUCACACCCUCACUUAAAAUCGCGUAUUAUGGUGGCCUUAAGAGAGCACACCAAUUUUUACCUGCUCAGCGCGCGAGAAAGUCGUCAAAUCUCAAAAUAUCUGCUUGCAAAAGCAACAGAACAAUACACCAACGAUCAGAAAAGCAAAUGUUGGCAGGGGGCGGGGGGGUACUUCCCACCUCCUGCCAAGGUCUUUCAGUAUGUGGGAAUCGUUAUCGGUCAACUCCCUCCCGAUGCCGAGUGCAUUGCGCAUGGACAGAACUGCCGAUUGUGA
Messenger RNA from Orbilia oligospora ATCC 24927, 1080 nucleotides. RefSeq lists its product as uncharacterized. The transcript has a single exon. Lineage: Eukaryota; Fungi; Ascomycota; Orbiliomycetes; Orbiliales; Orbiliaceae. The record is from RefSeq and is a predicted model, not a curated record. The coding region runs from base 1 to 1080 and encodes 359 amino acids.